This is a messenger RNA of Priapulus caudatus, 907 nucleotides long. RefSeq names its product myeloperoxidase-like. The transcript has 7 exons. NCBI's taxonomy places the organism in Eukaryota, Metazoa, Priapulida, Priapulimorpha, Priapulimorphida, Priapulidae. Gene Ontology annotation, biological process: response to oxidative stress. The record is from RefSeq and is a predicted model, not a curated record. The coding region runs from base 233 to 907 and encodes 224 amino acids. Gene Ontology annotation, molecular function: peroxidase activity; heme binding.
GGUCUCAAUAGUGCAUAUAUAAGUUGGCGUCUUCUGCGACGAGAAACGUUAACGUGAGUGAGUGACGUGAGUGACUGCAUCGGUUAACGUGAGUGAGUGCGGGACGCAGUAGUGGGAUGAUAAUACAGGUGUUGUUGGAGUAAGAAAACAAUCAGCCCUAUUAGGAGACCCAAGAAGAAUUGGAGCGAGCAGGUUCAGUUCAGGUGUGACCGGAUUACGACGCCAUUAAACCAUGCCCGGCGAUUUGAAGGCGAACCAGUUGACAUCCAUGACCUGGAUGCUGCUGAUAUCACUUCUCGUUCUUGUGAUAUGCAUCAACGCACAAGUAACCCCAGGAGGAAAACUGAGUGUCGCUAUGCUGGAUGACCCGUUGAAUCCGAGAGCAAUGACGACCAAGGAUCCUAAUGUUAGGAGACAACUUGCGAUCAAUCCGCCAAAUAAGAAGAUAUUGGCUCAGGCCCGUGUCAUUAAGCAGAUGCUGCGCGCCGCACGAGCCCUGAAGCAACGGGCUCUAAAUGGAAACAUUACCCGCGGGCUGGGUCCGGUAGGACCAGCUGUGUUUGGCAUCUUGUGUCCAGGGGACGUAGUGGCCGAUGAGAUAGACUGCACGGUGAGGGACACCACAGUGCCUUCCAUGGACGGUUCGUGUAACAACUUCGACAACCCGACGUGGGGGAUGUCUGGCAUAGCACUGCGCAGGUUACUGCCUGCUGACUACGAAGACACCGUCGAGGAGCCGAGACUGACGGCCGUAGGAGGGGAGGCUUUGCCAAAUGUGCGACUCGUUAGCACGACAGUACACAUGAAGACGGAGAACAUCGACCCGGCCAUAUCCCUAAUGGUAAUGCAGUGGGGUCAAUUUCUCGAUCACGACAUUACUCUCACGCCCACUCUUGCGGAAGCUUAA